ACUCCAUGCCUUGAGACUUACAUACAAACUAAGACUUAGCCAUACAGAUUCUACAAUGAAGAGGGAAAUGCUCUUCCUCGCUGCGUUCCAUGCGAUGCUCUUUUCUUCACUGCAAGUUAUGGCUCAGAAAAGGGACAGAAUGGUCUGCACCAAUGUUUACUUGGCUGACAUGGUGUUCCUGGUGGAUGGCUCCUCUAGCAUCGGAAGAGCAAACUUCCGCAUGGUCCGAUCUUUCAUGGAAGGGCUGGUUGUUCCGUUUGUCAAUGUGGUGGGGGAGAACGGGGUGCGUUUUGGAGCUGUGCAGUACAGCGAUGAUCCCAGGACUGAAUUCACAUUCUCCAAGUUCUCCAAUGGAACAGAGGUGAUGAGGGCUGUCCGAGACAUGGCCUACAAAGGUGGGAACACACGCACUGGAGCAGGCCUUCGUUAUGUGGCAGAUAACUUCUUUGGAGCCAGUCAGAUCCGGCCAAAUGUUCCAAAGAUCUGUAUCCUCAUCACAGAUGGAAAGUCUCAGGAUGAAGUUGAACAGGCAGCGAUGAAGCUGAAGAAUCAAGGCAUUAAAGUAUUUGCUGUGGGUAUCAAGAAUGCAGACCGCAAGGAACUAGACAGAGUGGCUUCCACACCAACCGAAGAUUAUUCGUUUUAUGUCACUGACUUCAAAAUACUGGCAUCUCUGCUGCCAUUGGUGUCACGGAAGGUGUGUGCCACUACAGGGGGCAUUCUACAGAUAUCAGGAACACAGGCGUAUACUGGCCCCUCAAACUUGGUCUUUUUGGAGCAGGGAACAAGCACACUGAGAAUCCGAUGGACUGCAGCCGGUGGUCCUGUCACAGGUUAUAUAGUACAGUACGUGCCUCUCACAGGCCUGGGACAGCAAAUCAUAGCUGAGAGGCAGGAGGUCAGUUUGGGAGCUGGCGAAACGAGUACCACGCUGCGUGGCUUGAGGGGAGGAACAGAGUACAUGGUCACUGUGAUUGCCCAGUAUGCCAACAGCAUUGGAGAAUCGGUUUCUGGCAAAGGACGUACCCAGAUCCUGUCUGGAGUGACCAGUUUUCGGGUGUCAGAAGCAGGAUCAUCCUUCCUUAGACUGUCGUGGGCUGUGGGCCUGGAAGGCGUGCAAGGCUACAGGCUCACUUAUGUGGCCAGAGGUGAAGCUGAAGCUGAGGAGGUGACCCUUGGGGCUAGUGCUACAUCGUUCUUGCUCAGCAACCUUCGCCCUAACACUGAAUAUGUUGUCACACUCUACCCCAUCUACUCACGACAGACAGUACCACCUGCUGUGGUUCGUGGGCAAACAUUGAGUCUGGCAGGAGUGCAGCAACUGUCUGCUCAGAACAUCUCUUCCCAAAGUAUGCUGGUGACCUGGCGAGGUGUGGGUGGAGCAACUGCAUACCGUGUUACCUGGGGACUUGUCUCAGGUCAGGAUACUCAGACAGCUGAUGUGGAUCCCAGCAAGAAUUCUUUCUUGUUGACUGGACUGCAGCCCAACACUGAUUAUGUGGUAACUGUGGCUCCAGUCUACAGGCAGGUGGAAGGGCCCAAGGCUUCCAUUAGAAGAAGAACUGAAAUACUUAUAGUCCAGACACUGAGAAUCAUAACUGUUGACCCAACAUCCAUCCAGGUGGCCUGGAACAUCAUCCCCAAUGCCCGAGGCUAUCGGCUGGAAUGGAGAAAAGCAACAGGCAUGGAGCCCCCCAAGAUGGUGUCGCUGUCUACCAAUGAGAACACCUACACUAUGACAGGGCUGCAGCCAGGCACGGAAUAUUACAUCACUCUCUACACCUUAUAUGAUGGCAAGGAAGUGGCCACACCAGUCACCAUCUCACAGACAGGGAUAGCAUCAGUGGGCACCGUCUCUGACUUAAGAAUCCUUGAGACCACAGGAAACCGAGUCCGACUGGCCUGGACGGGUCUCCCAGGAGCCACAGGGUAUAAGAUUGUGCUACGCAAUACCCAGGAUGGCACAGAGAAAGUCCGGCGUAUCCCAGGCUCCCAAACCACUGAAGACCUAGUUGAUCUGAGAGAAGAUGUAUCUUACGUGGUCCGUGUGUCAGCUCUCAUUGGUAAUCGUGAGGGUAGUGCUGUUCCUCUCAACAUCCGAAUCCGGCCAUCAUUCAUAGGCAGUAUAUCGAACCUGCGCAUGGUGCCCGUGGGAGUGGGUCGUGUCCGGCUAUUAUGGACUCCCAUCCCUCGAGCUACAGCGUACAGAGUGGUGAUUGUCAAUAUGCAAGAUGGUUCUGAGGAGGUCAGACGGAUCCCUGGUGAGCAGAGUUUCUUGGAGCUGCAGGACCUGAAGGAUAGUGUCACAUACUCAGUGCAAAUAACAACACUCUCAGGCACCCAGGAGAGCAUUCCUGCCACCCUUACUUUCCAAGUGGAAUACCCAUCUGUGGGCAGCAUCAGCAACCUAGAGGCAGCUGCAGUUGGGCCCAAUCAGUUGCGAGUGACAUGGAGUCCAGUUGUUGGGGCAACCGGCUAUAAGGUGACAUGGCGACCAAGAGAUGGUCAAGAGAUCUCUCAACUCCUGCCUGCAGAUAUAAACUCCUACAUUAUUGAGGGCCUGAGACCUGGGGUUGUCUAUAUCAUUGGGGUUUCAGCCCUGGUUGGCAGCCAAGAAGGGAGUCCAGUUACCACCACAGCUACAACAGCCUCAGCUCAAGUGGGAAUGGUCACCAGACUCAGAGUGCUUGAGUCCAGAAGCAAUGUGGUGCGAGUCUCAUGGGUUGGUGUGCCAAGCGCUACAGCAUACAGAAUCGUGUGGAGCCUCCGUGACGGUGGACCGGAAAACAGCAGAUUGGUUUCAGGAAACACCAAUUCUUUUGACAUCCUUAACCUAGAAGGAGGAGCCAGUUACACAGUGAGGGUCACAGCACUGAUUGGCAACCGUGAAGGAGACCCUGUGUCCAUCACUGUCACCACACCAAUGGUUCCUGCUCAACCAGUUGGGAAUCUGCGUGUGACUGACUCCUCGGAAAAGCGUAUCCGACUAGAAUGGAGCCCAGCACCUGGUAGCACUGGCUAUCGGCUCACCUGGCGGCCAGCAGGAGGUGGACCAGAAAGUAGCCGACUGCUGCCACCCAACAUCAACACCUAUGACAUUGAGGACCUGCAGCCAGGAGGGAGAUAUGAAAUCCGUAUCACAAGCCUUAUCGGCAACCAGGAGAGUGAGGCCGUGGCUAUUGUGGCCAAUACAGCAGCUGCAGGCCGUGUGACCAGUUUCCGGAUUUCGGAGACAAAACGGGAUUCUGUGACUUUGACCUGGAAUCCCGUUCCUGGAGUCUCUGGCUAUGUCCUCGCUUGGAAGUCUCCCAGAGAUGGUGAAGGGACACAGAGAACAUUGCCUGGAUCAGCAACGUCCUAUCAAGUAUCUGGCCUGCGCCUGGGUGAGAGAUACACCUUCACUAUCCAGCCACGGUUUGGGAGCAUCACAGGUGCUGAAGCUUCUGUUACUGAGCAAAUAGUCUGCCAAGACGGACGCAGUGACAUCGUUUUUCUUGUACAUGCCACUCGAGACAAUGCCUACAACGCAGAGGCUGUGCGUAGCUUCCUCUCCAGCACUGUAUCUGCACUGGGCCAACUCGGCCCUCGUGACACCCAGGUGGGCAUUGUGAUUUACAGCUACAGAAGCCUCCCUUUGCUCCUGCUCAACCGCUCGAGUGACCUGGCCAAUGUCCUGCAGACCAUCCGCUCACUGCGCUUUGAAGAACCAAGUGGCAAUGCCAUGGGAAUUGCCAUUAAUUUCGCCAGGAACUACAUGCUGAAUCCUAGUGCAGGGCGCAGAGCGGGUGUGCCAGGAACCGUAGUAAUACUGGCAGACGGGUCAUCUGCCGAUGAUGCCAUUGGGCCUGCAAGGGAGCUUAAAGCGACAGGGGUAGAAGUGCUGGCUGUGGGCAUGGAUGGAGCCAACCGUGAGCAGCUACGCCGCCUGGUAACCAAUGAAGACCCAAGCAAUGUUUUCUUUGUGAGAGCGGCCAGCAGUUUGCCAGAGGUGGAAGAGGGGCUUUCCAGUGCCCUUUGCAGGGCACCCAUCCCAGUAGAGCCUGGACCAGAGUGUACUGUGCAGUGUCCCAAGGUCCUCCAGGUCAAGUGGGACCUCAGGGGCCCCCAGGCGAUGUCAUUGGACGACAGGGUGAUAAAGGAGAGAGGGGGCUUCCAGGAGCAAAUGGAGCACCAGGGAAUCCUGGCCGUCCAGGCAAUCCUGGUUCACCUGGCCAACCAGGAAGCCCUGGACUUCCUGGAAAUCCAGGACCCAGGGGGCCAUUUGGUGAUCCUGGACCUCCUGGACCACCGGGACCUCUUGGGCCACCAGGACCCCCUGGCGAGUUUGUCAAGGGAGCGAAGGGUGAUCGAGGGUUUGGCUGGAGAUCCUGGGCCCAGAGGACCUCCUGGACUCCCAGGGCAAAAAGGUGAAAAGGGGGAAGGAGAAGAAGGUUUUCCUGGACCACCUGGACGUCCUGGAGAGCCUGGGGAUCGGGGCCCUAGAGGACCUCCAGGUGAACAAGGAAGCAAGGGAGACCGUGGGCAGCCUGGUUUGGCAGGACCAUCUGGAGAGAAGGGAGAUCGCGGACCACCUGGACCCGAGGGAGAAAAGGGAGAGCAAGGACCAUCAGGGCGCCCUGGUCCAUCUGGCAGAGAUGGCUUGCCAGGACCACCUGGGUCUCGAGGAGAAAGGGGAGAGCCAGGGGAGCCUGGUGUACCUGGAAAGCCGGCUUCUAGUGUCUCAGGGAUCAAAGGAGACAAGGGGGAGUUGGGCCCUCCAGGACCCGAGGGACCACCUGGACCAAGAGGAGAUCCUGGGAACAAAGGGGAACGUGGAUCUCCUGGAUUCAGUGCACCUGGCCCACCUGGUCCAAAAGGAGAGCAAGGGGACAGAGGGAUUGUUGGCCUGACUGGCAAAACUGGCCCAAAGGGUGACCCAGGAGAUGCAGGGGAGAGGGGAGAGCCAGGAAGACCAGGACCUGCUGGACCGAUUGGCCCACGAGGAAAAGAGGGUGAAAGAGGUGACAAAGGAGAAGAAGGAACCCCAGGUGAACCAGGUCCAUCUGGCAGACCAGGAGAGAGAGGUCUACGGGGUCUCCCAGGAAUCCGAGGGCCCCCUGGCGAGAAGGGAGACCAAGGGGACCCAGGUGAAGAUGGAAGAAACGGGAGUCCUGGAGCACCAGGGCUGAAGGGUGACCGAGGGGAUCCCGGUCAGCCAGGACCUCCAGGCCAGGCAGUUGGUGGGGGAGCUGCUGGAGCAGGACAAAAAGGUGAAAAGGGGGAGCCUGGAGACCCUGGAGAAGAUGGAAUGAAAGGUGUGAAAGGAGAGGCUGGUGUGCCUGGCCUGCCAGGAGAACGGGGAAUUGAAGGAUCCAGAGGUCUCCCUGGAGUUCGUGGUGACCCUGGGGAUCGAGGACCAGUGGGAGAGAAGGGUGACCGAGGCCCUCCAGGACUGGAUGGUCGGAAUGGGAUCGAUGGAAAGCCCGGGCAAACAGGGCCUGCAGGCCAAAGGGGUGACCCAGGAAAGCUGGGUGAACCUGGCCGAGAUGGUCUGCCAGGUCUUCGUGGUGAACAGGGUCCUCCUGGACCAGUUGGUCCUCCUGGCCCGCCAGGGUUGCCGGGCAAGCCUGGUGAGGAUGGCAAACCUGGUCUGAAUGGGAAGAAUGGUGAAGAUGGGACACCUGGAGAAGAUGGAAGGAAGGGGGACAAAGGUGAAGCAGGCGCACCCGGCAGAAAUGGUCAGGAAGGCAUUAAAGGAGAGCGAGGAGCCAGUGGGCCUCCUGGGCCUCCAGGACCUCCAGGUGUCCCUGGUGUACCUGGACUAGCCGGCCCACCAGGCCAGAGCCUGCCAGGCCUCCCUGGGAAUUCCGGACCAAAAGGAGACAGAGGGGAGUCUGGACCCAAAGGAGAGCAGGGAAGGCCUGGGGAGCCUGGGAUGCGAGGCGACCCUGGGACAGCAUCGAAUGUUGAACGUGCCCUAGAAGCCUAUGGUAUUAAGAUUUCCUUACUGCGUGAGAUCACUGGUGCUUAUGAUGGGAGUUCUGAUCAAUUCCUUCCAGUUCCUGAUCGCCGAAGAGGCCUGAAAGGUGAAAGAGGGGAUCCAGGAGAAAGAGGACCUGCAGGCAAAGAGGGUCUCAUGGGGUUUCCUGGAGAAAGAGGAUCAAAGGGAGAUAAGGGAGACCAAGGCCCACCAGGUCCACAAGGCCCAAUAGGACGCGCCAUUGGAGAGCGGGGACCAGAAGGACCACCUGGUCAGCCGGGGGAGCCUGGAAAGCCCGGGAUCCCAGGAGUGCCCGGCCGUGCAGGAGAACUUGGAGAGGCUGGGAGGCCCGGAGAGAAGGGUGAUCGGGGUGAUAAGGGUGAUCGAGGAGAGCCAGGUAGAGAUGGCUUACCAGGCCCUCCAGGGCCACCAGGACCCAAAGUAGACGUGAUGGAAGGAAGCCUUUCGGGGCUUCCAGGGGAACGUGGCCCUGCUGGACCCAAAGGAAGCAAAGGAGAGCCAGGAGAAGAUGGUGAAAAAGGCUCUAGAGGCGAUAAGGGUGAAGCCGGGCAGAAAGGGGGAAAAGGAGAAGCUGGCGAGAAAGGCAGAGAUGGUGCUCCAGGCCUUCCAGGAGAGAGAGGCCUUCCUGGGCCUGAAGGGAAAGCAGGCCUGCAGGGUUUUAGAGGGCCACCCGGCCCAGCUGUAAGUAGUCUCUCUCAGAUCUGGAUUACUGGCUUGAGUUGUCUUCUUCUACUUGCUUGCUGUCUUUUUAGCGCAAUAGGAGCAGCUCUGCCUUGGCUUUGUGUUGUAAGGGCAGGUCCUGUUGGCCUUCCAGGAACACAAGGCCCUCCUGGAAUAAAGGGAGAUGCAGGAGAACCUGGCUCCAGCAUCCGGGGUCCACAGGGCCCCCCGGGAUUACCAGGACAAGUGGGUGUCCCUGGACCUCUAGGACCUGCUGGCCCCAAAGGGGAACCUGGGGAUGCUGGGCCCCCAGGGCAGACGGUUGUGGGGCCACCAGGAGUUAAAGGCGAGAAGGGUGCACCCGGUGAUUUCGAUGGGGAAGUUCUGGGAAGACCCGGUCCCAAGGGUGAGCGUGGCAUACCAGGCCCUCGAGGAGAGAAGGGAGAACCUGGGGAGCUUGGGGAGCCUGGAGAUCCUGGAGAAGAUGGAGCCAAAGGAUCAGCUGGGAUCAAAGGAGAAAAGGGUUCACCUGGGAUUGGCCUCCAGGGACCUCCAGGACAGACUGGACCACCAGGUUUGAAGGGAGAUCCUGGUUUGCCAGGUCCACCUGGACCCCCAGGUUUGCCAGGUGUGAAUGGGAGUCCAGGCCAACCAGGACUGAGAGGAGAGAAUGGAUUAAUUGGCCAACCAGGACCUCCAGGAGAGAGGGGUCUGAUUGGCUUCCCUGGAAGAGAUGGCACUGCAGGAUCUCCAGGACCACUGGGACCACCGGGACCAGCAGGAGCACCAGGAAUCCCAGGACUGAAAGGUGACAAGGGGAACACAGGUGCUGGAUUGCCAGGUGCUAGAGGAGAGCGAGGAGAGCCCGGGCCUCGGGGUGAAGAUGGGCGUCCCGGGUUGGAGGGAGAUCGUGGUCCUGCGGGGCCUCCAGGAAACCGAGGGGAGAGAGGGGAUAAAGGGGACAUUGGAUCUAUGGGGCCAAAGGGAGAUAAAGGUGAUACUGCCAUGGUGGAGGGCCCGCCAGGUGCUCGGGGGAACAAAGGGGAGCCUGGAGAACGUGGCCUAAAAGGGAUGGAGGGGGAGAAAGGUGACAAAGGAGAACAGGGCAUCCCUGGAGAGAAGGGGGACCGUGGAAUGAAAGGAGCCUGUGGCCAAGAUGGAGAUAAGGGUGAGAAGGGAGAUCCUGGCCUGUCAGGCCGAACAGGACUUCCUGGAAGGAAAGGUGAACCUGGAGAGGUGGGCAUGCCUGGAACCCCAGGGAUGCAUGGGAAGGAAGGUCUCAUAGGACCAAAGGGUGACAGGGGAUUUGAUGGCCAGCAAGGAUCCAAAGGAGACCAAGGGGAAAAAGGGGAUCGGGGUGCUCCAGGCAUCAUUGGUUCCCCAGGACCAAGGGGAAAUGAUGGACCUCCAGGACCUCCUGGGCCUCCUGGCAGCAUUGGUCCAAAAGGCCCAGAAGGAAUUCAAGGUCAGAAGGGUGAAAGAGGACCUCCAGGAGAGUCAGUUGCAGGACCUCGAGGACCUCCAGGUUUGCCAGGAGAAAGAGGAGAACAGGGAAACCGAGGGCUGGAUGGCUCCAGAGGAGAGAAAGGAGAGCCUGGCAUGAUGGAAGAAGAGAUUCGAAUGUUUGUCCGGCAGGAAAUGAGCCAGCACUGUGCUUGUGGAGGACAAUUGUCUCCUGAACGACGUCUCAUCCCCAACUAUCCAUCCACCCAACCGUUCCCGUCUGUUAAUGCUCAAAUAGUGCCUGUGCUUAAGUUGUCCCACACUGAGGAAGAUGAAGGGGGACAAAAAAUAGUGGAGUCAGACGAACCUGAGUAUGAGUACAUCUACACAGAGGACGAGGACUACGAAGAGGGCCUAGGAUCACAUGAGCCAGAGAGCCCCCUGCUGAGGGACGAAGUAAAGGGCCCAAGGGCAGCUCCCAAACAUGGACAGCAAAAGAGAAAUCCUUCAGAGGAAGAUAAUCCAUGCAUUUUACCUCUGGAUGAGGGAAACUGCAGUAUGUACACAUUACGGUGGUACUAUAACCAAAGAGUAUCUGAGUGCCGACCCUUCAUCUAUAGUGGGUGCAGAGGGAAUUACAACCGCUUCGACUCCAAGGAAGACUGUGAGCUUCAAUGCAAACCACAGGCAGAUGCAGGUAUUGGCACCGGAGGAUAGAAACAGAAGUAUAUCAACCGCACCUGGUUCCUAGCCUUGGGAGGGCUGGUCAACAUGGCUGCCUAUAUGUCCUACAUGACCAAAAGAGGAGCCCCAGCUUUUGAGGCGGUCAGCCCACUCUUAGCCUGCACAGAGUCUCUUGAAAGACACACACACAGAGGACUGGACUGGGUCUGAGGCUGACCUUGCUGCCAUUUCUACUGCCUGCAGCACAGUUGUAUGUCUUUUUGUGUGUUCGCGCACAUAUGCACUUGUGUGUGGGCUGCUUCACCUGGAGCAUAGAAACGGUGCUAUUCUUUUUAUUAAAAAUAUAUAUAUUUGUUGCUCUCAGUUUAUUUUUUAAAUUAAGGUGAAAUUUUUAUCAAAUGAGAAACAUAUGCAUAACUUCUUUUAUAUAUAAUAUAAAGAAAAGACAAGAAAAGACAUAUUUUAAAAUUAGAGCUCUCUUAACUUAUUUGAUACUGGCAAACUAAUGACACGUGGAAUGUAUUCUAGCUUGACCAGUUUUUUUUCCCUUUCUGCAUCUUGCUUUCAUUUGGAUGUACUGUAUAAGCCUAUGAGUUUUUCCUGCUAUGUUACAUGGAUAGGAAACUAGCCUGACUGUCACACCUAGAUUUCAUUCAUUCAGCAGUACUGUAGCCAUGAGGCUAACUCAUUGCCAAAACUAGAACUGUCCAUGCUCUGGAUCAGCCAUUCUCAACUUCCUUUUGACCACAGUCAUCAACACGAUAUGAAAGAAAUACAGGCAAAUCAAGGUUGUAUAAAUUGUGUAACAAACCUUAUAAGGCGGUAUGUGAAGAAGUGUUUCCAGUCUGUGGCCCUCUUCAGAUGUGCCAGCCCCACCCCCAGGAGCCAUUUAGCUCCCAUUGAGAAUGGCCGCUCUAGACAGCGAGAGUGGUGGAAGCUACUGACAUUCUGACCAGGUUCCUUCUGUGAGUCUCAAAUAUAGACACUCUGUUAGUCCCUGUUUCUUCCUAGCUUAUUACUCUUUGCUGCUUGCCAAAUGAUGCUUUAGCAAUAACACUAUUCACCACGUCUGCAGAUCUGCCAGGAAUAAGGCUGCCACUUAGAAAGAACAAAUUAAAUAAUAAUUCUAACUGGGUAUUUGUAAGGGCACAACCAGAGGGAAGAAUCUUCUAUUUUCACAUCUCUUGCUGUUCCCCUUCCCCGAGCUUUCCAACACCUAAAUGGUAGCAGGUCUGCCUCGUUUUAUUUUUCAACUCUAGACCCAAGGCAUAUUGGUUUACUCCCUGAUUUGCUUUAUGUCACAAUUCUGCACAGGACAGUAUCUUAGCAACACUGGCAAGACUGACUCUAUUCAGUCCUUCAAAAAAUCAUAUGAUAUUCAGAUCUCUAUGAAAGCAGGCACUUGGAAAAAAUUGAAUUUUGUGUCAUAGCAAAUUGAUUAUUUGGUCCCAGUAAACUGGGGGUUCUUAUAAUCUUGCCUAAUAGCCACUGGUAGAUAUAUCCUCUGGCCAUUUGUCUACCCCCUUAAUAAAAACUAGCAGUUACCACAAUAUCCAAGUCUGUGAAUUCCUUAUAUUAUAUUGUGCAAAAUAGAGGUGUGAACAAGGUGCCUGUGAGAUUUCUGCCUCCAGCACUAAAAUAACUUUUCUGGCUUUGGGUGCUUCUGUACUGUGACUUUAAGAUGGAGGGGCAGUAUUUGCCACUCCACCUCAAACUGCUGCCUAGCAUUGUGAGUCAGCCCUUGAUAUAUUCUGUCCCAGAUGGCAUUCUUUCAUAAUUUAUUUUCAUGGAAUCUAAUCUUCUGUUGUGUUGUCCAGUCUUUCCGUUUUAAGGGUUUCCUCUGGAGUUGUUCCGAGGCUGCUGGGGUUUUCCCCCAUCUUCACUGAUUUGAUGUCACUCUGCAAACCUGACUACCUCACUGCUCACUUUUAACUCCAAGUCAUUUAUGAAUAUAUAAAAUGGAACCAGGCAGUCUGAAUAUAUUCCUUCCACUGUUUAAUUUCCCUCUAUAGUGAACACUGUUCAUUGCUUUUUACUUCGCGCUUCUUGUUCUUUGACCACUAACGGAUCUUCAAAAAGGCCUGGCCUUUUAUCUCGUGUUUAGCUGAGAGCAUGGGCUAAAUGACAUUGGUAAAGAGUUCUGAAAGCUGGGCGACACAUCCUUCUAAAAGGGUGUUAGCGUCUCUGUGUGUGUUUGCCACCACAAGAGGGCAAGGGUGACAUUCAGCAGUGAAAGAGCAAUUAGCUCUUUUCUCCUCUUACUUUGGUAUUACUCCUCAAAACAUGAAUUCAUUUGAAGAAGUUUCACCUUAAUCCUGAAUAGGAAGGGAUACCCUCCAAUAAUCUUCCAUUGUGUCUUGGAAGAUGAUACUAAAAAAAAGAAAAAAAAA
Messenger RNA from Pogona vitticeps (central bearded dragon), 11157 nucleotides. The record is from RefSeq and is a predicted model, not a curated record. NCBI's taxonomy places the organism in Eukaryota, Metazoa, Chordata, Lepidosauria, Squamata, Agamidae.